GCAGAUUUAAAGUGAACCAGCAGAUCAUGUCAUGUAUGUCUUAGGUUUACUGUAAACACAUGAAUAAAUCCAAGCUUGUGUUUAAAAGCUGCUGCAAUGGAUAUGGCUGGAACAGGAGGCCUGAACGAUGCCUGUCUUGCAGUUUAUCGUGCUGCACUAAAGCUUCGUUCUCUGCAAAAACUAUGCUAUAUGCAUAUGGUCAUGAUCGGGGAUUUGCGCUCGGCUUCUUGGACUGAAGGGGACUUGGGGAAUAUUUCCCAGGAAAGCUUGAAGCAGAGUCUGGAACAACUCUUCCAGGGUGUUUUACAGACUUUACCUGUUCAGGUGGUACCAGAAGCUACAGAGCAGACCGCCAGACUUCUCUUCAAACUUUAUGACAGGGAGAAGACAGGCUUUGUCCUUCUCAGAUCUGUAGAAGUGGCACUGAUAGUUCUUUCAGGAGACACACUUUCAGCCAAACAUAGAGCUCUGUUCCAAUUGGCUGUUAGCUAUGGCAGAAGGCAAGGUCAAGAGGACCUUUUUGUCAGCCAUUCUGGCCUCAGGAACCUUCUGGAUGACCUUAGUCAGGUGCCAGCUGUGGUUCAGGAGAGUCAUAUAUUUGGUCCGGUGGAGCCCGCAAUCCAGUCCUGCUUCACUGGGGUUAUCAAUGAUAAAGCAGGGGAGGAGCAUUUUGUGAACUGGCUUCGGUCGGAGCCUCGUUUGCUGCUAUGGCUCUCCACGCUCUACAGACUCUCAGUUAGCGAGGAUGUACAACACAGAGUGCGCUGCCAUGCCUGCAAGGCCUUCCCCAUCACAGGCAUCAGGUAUCGUUGUUUAAAGUGUUUGAAUGUCCACCUGUGCCAGAACUGUUUCCUGGCCCAGAAACGUACAAGGAAGCACAAGCCUUCACAUCCACUUCUGGAGUACUGCACUCCGCCCUCUUUGAAGGAAUCAAUGGCAUCAUUGGCAUCCAGUGCCCGCCAUGUUCUUCUGCCACGGCGCUACACAAGGAGAGAAACAGAGAGACAGAGAGCACUUAAAGCAGGAUCUUAUGAAGAGAGACAUUACAGUGCUCAUGCUUCAGGGCUGCAGCAGCAGGAAUGUGUGAAAAAUCUGGAAGGUUUGGACGCCACUGUCUCGGAAAAUGUUCUUCCUUCUCCACCUUCUUCCCCUCCCACUCCUUCUCACCCGCAUCAUAGCAUGGAGUCUAAAUCACUCCAGACAGAUGAGUUGGACACACAGCCUCAGAGAAAGAUGUCAUUACUCCAGAAGGACCUAAACAUCACGCAAAAAGCCAUGAAAGACCUCCAGAGAGAUAAAGGGGUUCUGGAGAACGAAUUCCAGGUGUGGAAAGUAGCUGCACAGUCAGAGCAUGACUCUCUAGAAGGCAGGUGCACGGAGCUGAAGACCACCAUGGAGGCACUGAUCCAGCACAACCAACAGCUGGAGGAGGAGCUAGGACAAGUCAGACAUGCUUUAAGUAUGAGAGGAAGAGAAGAGUCUGGCAGUGACAUCCACACUCCUUCUCCUCAGCAAAGCAGACAUGACACUAGCGAGAAACAGGGCACAGAAACUGAAAGUUCAGCAUCAGUUACUACAGAAAAGGAUCCGGAAGUAGCAACAGGUGAAGUGAGUGAGAGAGAACAUCAGAUGGAUGAAAAACAGAAUCUGAAUGAGGUGCAAGAAGAAGAGCAUAAAGAUGUAGUUCUUACUGAAACCUCUGCAACUGAGACAGAAAUUGAGACAGAGAAAAAGUUCAAAGUUGUUUGGGAGUCAGACGAAGAUGUGAAGGAGGAAGAGGAGGAGGAGGAUGUGGAUGAGAAAAGUGAGGAAGACGAGCCACAACAUUACAGAGUUACUGGAAACAGUACAACCUUAGACAGGUCUUUUGUGGUGGAGGAUUCCGGGACAGAUAACUCUGACGAGGAAGCAGAUAAAGAAGAAGAGCUUAAUGACCUAGUGCAGAGACUUCAUGAUGCACUUCUAUCUACACCAACAGGAUGUGGGUCGCGUCAGACAGAGGCGCUUUUACAGGCAGCAGGAGGGGUUGGAGAAUCAGUGGUUCACCUUGUUCAUUCUUUCAAAUCAAUCACCUCACCAGUACAGGACAUGGAACAGGGGUCAGCAAACGGUGAUCUGCAGUGCAAAGCCUUGUGCCACGAAGCAGGUUUAAUUUCCCAUCAGUGAAGCCGAAUAAAUGUUUAUAUAAAUAGAAAAUAAGAAUCUUUCGUAAAAAACAAUGGAUUUGGCAUUAGUGGCAUUGACAAUCAAGACAAAUGCAACUCCACACACCAGAGAACAGGGCCAGCUCUUGUAAAAGACUUUGGGGUUAUGUGGAUUUUUUGUCUCCCACAUUCUCUCCUAGUCUUUUUGUAGAAACACCAAAUGUAUUAUUUAAUUAUUUGAUGCCUGUAAUAAUGUAAGUUGCCAGGCUGCUUCUUCCAAACCAUUUUGUUUGCAAAACACACAAUCUCUGACACAAUUACAUACAUUUUACAUCUUAACCAUGCCACUCAACACUAAACCCUACUACAGCCAAUGUUCUGUUGAUAACUAAAUUUAAUCAUUUCUACUGAUUGGGCCAGAGUUUAAUACCUUAUUUAAUUUAAUUGAAUAAAAGUGGUAAUUUCUGUGUGCAGUUGUGUUCAAGUGAAAAGAAAUAACCUAACCUGUAAAAAAUAUAUCAUUUCCUGUUUACUGAUUACAAACAUAGUGUAAUUUCCUGACAUUUGUCUAAACAGCUACACUUUUGAGAAGGUCUUUAUGAGUAGCUUGUGAUCUUUUUGUCAUAUGGAUAGAAAAACCUAAUUAAUUCAUUUGUUAAAGUAAAAAAUAUUUUAGAAAUAAAAAUAACCUUAAAUCGUACACAUUUUUUAUAUUUUUAAUUUACUUUUAAUACCAUUGAAUGUAUUUUAUACUAUUUGAUUGGUGGUUAUUCCUUUUUUUAUGUAUAUUAAAAAAUCUGUGGUCGUCAUGGUUGAAGAACUGUAAGUUGCUAAGCAUAUAAAAAUAUAAAAUAUUUUUUUUAUUUGUAAUGUUUAUACAGUGCUUGUUAAAAGAAUGGAAACAGGAAGUCUUUGGUGGUUUUUGAGACACAUGCAUGUUUCAUUUGAUUCUAUGCAACAAACUUAGUAAAAGACAAAAACACAAGAAUUGGAUAGUAAUCGUGUGGAGCAGGGAAGAUUGGAGAUUUAUUUCAGGUGAACAGAAUACUGACCCAACAGUCUAGAGCAGGGGUCUCCAAUCUUUUCCAGAAAAGGCCAGUGUGGGUGCAGGUUUUUAUUCCAACCAAGCAAGUCCACACCAAAUUCUACCUGUUCAAAUCUAAUGAUCUUCAUUUUCAAUGACUAUCAGGUGUGACCAUUGAUUGGUUGGAAUGAAAACCUGCACCCACACUGGCCCUUUCCUGGAAAAGAUUGGAGACCCCUGGGAUAGAGUGUUAUCUCUCAUGGAAUAACCUGCCCACUUACAGCACCUAAAUCCUAUUGAACUGCUCUGGGAUGAACUUGAUUACAAGGUCAAAAAGAAAUCGCUAACUAGUGAAGAACACAAAGGCACAGCAUAUUAUUUGCUGAAUGUUUGGAGAAAUAAAGUGUCCAAAUGCCAAGAGUUUGUAAAGCUGUUAUUUAUUUUACGGAAUCUGUACAUUUAUAUAUUUGAUACCAUUAUAUCUUCCUACUAAUAAAUUACCUAGUUUGUUUCAUAUAAACCAAAAGAACCUGUAUGUGUCUAUUAAAAACCAUACCUCGUUGUGUGCAAACUUUAAACAGGCAAUAUACACGUUAUUGUUUUUUUUUA
Molecule: messenger RNA, 3777 nt
Organism: Silurus meridionalis
Lineage: Eukaryota; Metazoa; Chordata; Actinopteri; Siluriformes; Siluridae
Gene: dytn
Product: dystrotelin
Exons: 15
Coding region: 97-2166 (689 amino acids)
Biological process (GO): synaptic signaling
Cellular component (GO): plasma membrane
Molecular function (GO): zinc ion binding
Source: RefSeq, a predicted model, not a curated record